AUGAUUGACCAUCUCGUUGGUCGUCCGAACCCGUCCUGGAAGCGGACCCAGGUCUUCUUGGUUAUUCUCUUCUGGCUCUGGAGAAUCGUUCGGGGCGCUUCAGGCCCACCACGAAUCCUCUUUUUACCUCGAGCUAACCGUGCUCUUCAGCGCUUCACUCCAUGGCAGAUUAUUCUCAGCACUUUGACGACCGUUUAUGCACUUAGGAAUUUGGAUCAUAUCUUGGGACUGACUGCACCGGAACCUCUAGCCCGCCUCUACUCAGCAUCCUACUAUCGAGCAACAUGGAUCGUUACAGGACUAGAUGCCGGCUUCGCAACAGCAAUGUCAAUCCGCCCCAAAUGGCUCAGAGACAUCGCGUCUAUCAUAUUCACGAUAUAUUACAUUAUAUUCGCCCAGGAAGCGGAUGAGAAGCUCCGUAGAUUCCGGGCUGUUCCCACUGUCGAAAUGUUACGCACAACAUGGGAGAAGACCACCAAUCCCUAUAUACGAUUUAUAACGAACCUCCGUCUUCCUCGCUUGGGUGUCCGCAGGAAGAUAUUGCUGCCCCGGCCCAACUCGUCGUCCUAUGACCGACCCAUCACCGCGUACCUCUACUUUGCCCCUCCCGAGAGCGAGUUGGCCAACCAGACGGAGCUAAUCCUGGAUUUCCCUGGAGGUGGCUUUGUCGCGAUGACCCCUGAGCAUCACGAGGAAAGGCUUAGAAUGUGGGCUGUGACGUCGGGAAGACCCGUCUUAGCCAUUGAUUAUGGCAAAGCACCUGAAUAUCCCUAUCCCUUCGCUAUCGAUGAGGCCUUCGAUACCUACCGCGUGCUUGUCGAGUCCAAUGGCUCCCUCAUUGGCAUGUCUGGCCGCAAGCUCAGUGUUGUCAUCUGUGGCGAUUCAGCAGGAGGAACACUCGCAGUCAACGUUGUCGUGAGGAUCCUGGAGCUCAGAAACAUGAAGGUCGCGCGGCCUGUAAACCUCCCGCUUCCCAUCGCCGUUCUGCUCAGCUACCCAGCGUUGGACUUCAAUUUCACCUCUUGGAUGUCUCCAGAGAACCUCCGUGUUUUGAGAUCAGAACAGUCUAGCGGAGACCUCCCUGGUUUGAGAGAGUUGGCCGAACAGAAAGACCACUUGAAGAACACCUCUCCACUGAGUAUGGUCCGAGAAAGCAAACCCUUUAACCAACGAAAGAAGCUGAAACGCAAGACGAGCUGGAAGGACAAAUUCCGUGGUUUCGCUAGUGGUGGAGAGGAGCCUGCGACACUCGAGCCUCCGAAAUUGUCGCGCAAGUCAUCAUCGAAACUGAGGCUUCCCCCUCAACUGGAAAGCUCACGGAGUAGGUCUGGAAGUAUCGGGGAUGAAGGGAAUCUUGGAGACGCUGAAAGUGAAGAUGAAGAGAACUUCGAUCAGUGGCGAGAGGAAGACAAACCGAUUCGAGCACGUGUCAAAUAUAAAUAUCCUAAUGGCGACGGUUCGACUGCGCUCAGUAGAUCGGCAAUGGAGUUGCAGCAAUACGAAAUGUCGGUGGCCGUCGAGGAAGCUAAUUCCAAAGCUACUCAAUCUAUCUCUGGCAAGGAGGCUGCCCAGUCUAGCAUGGAGAGGGCCAGAGAACCGAUCGGCACACGCCUUACCAUGACCAGCAGGACUGGCUAUUUCCAAGAUCGAAUUAUCUCUCCCAGUAUGAUGCGAGCUAUGGCGAUUCUCUACAUUGGCCCUCACCGAAACCCAGACUUUGGCACAGAUUACCGCAUCUCGCCUCUCCUCACUCCUGACCACCUCCUCGCUCAAUUCCCUCCGUUGCUCUUGCAAUGCGGUGAGAAAGAUCCAUUCGUGGAUGACACCGUCAUCUUUGCGGGACGUGUACGCGAAGCGAAACGGGCGAGGAAAGCCGCGUUGGAUCUGGCGUUGUCUGGAAAGAGCGCACGGUUCGGAGAAACUCUCCGCAUGAGCAGUAAAGAGGUGGCGGACAUGGAUGGCAAAACGGCUGCUGAACUGAAACGCGAACGCGACAGACUGGCGAGUCAGAGUGAAUCGGACUGGGUGCAGAUGGUUCUUUUCUCGGAUUGGAGUCACGGAUACCUCCAAAUGCCCACCCUGAUGAGCGAAGCCAAGGCGGUGAUCGAGGAUUUGGCCGAGUGGAUAGACGAUGCGUUCACACGAUACAAGCCUGUGGCGUCGAGUAUUGAGGGUGGUCGAAAUGGGAAUGGAGGCAAGGGAAAGAAUGUGGUUGCGCUUCGUGUUCCCUCUCCUCCAACGCCGUUUUCCAUCCCCCCUCCCUCCCCAAGCCCCCUUGCGUCUGAAACGGAGACGGACGGUGACACUGCAAUCACGUUGGUCCCCAAGCGGUUGCAAGAACAGUCAAGAAGGAGUUCAGCAGUUACGAUGCCACGGCCGAAGGAAGUGAAGACGUUGGUCAAGUCAUCACUCGAAUUGUCAGACAGUUCGGAGACCAUUGUAGGCAGUUCGUCGAGCCAAAGCUCUGGAUUGAACGCCGCCAAGACUUUCAAGUCUGAGGUUGGAACGCCUGAAAAGGCGUCGACACCCCGUUUGACUGGACAGACGAUCACGGAGAGCGAGUUGAUGCAACGUAGACGGUUGCAGGACUCUCAUUUGUUCGAGCAGAAGCCAUAA
Messenger RNA from Coprinopsis cinerea okayama7#130, 2616 nucleotides. Its product is annotated as hormone-sensitive lipase. Lineage: Eukaryota; Fungi; Basidiomycota; Agaricomycetes; Agaricales; Psathyrellaceae. Bases 1 to 2616 code for a protein of 871 amino acids. The record is from RefSeq and is a predicted model, not a curated record. Gene Ontology annotation, biological process: triglyceride catabolic process. The transcript has 13 exons. Gene Ontology annotation, cellular component: cytosol. Gene Ontology annotation, molecular function: triacylglycerol lipase activity; sterol ester esterase activity.